UCUGCGCAUGCGCAAAAAACAGCUGUCAUCCGCGCACGGAAGAAGCCCCGAAAGCAAAGCAGGGAGCGAGUGAGGGGGAGUGCGGCCGCUCCCCCGACCCUGCGGUGCCGGUAGCUUCCCCGUCCAGGGCUGAUAUUGAGCCACAAUGGCAGCUGUAGUCUCGGACAGUCCUCCAAACCCAAGCUGCAAAAUUAUGACCUUUAGGCCUUCAAUGGAUGAAUUCAGGGAGUUCAACAAAUACUUAGCGUACAUGGAAUCAAAAGGUGCUCAUCGUGCUGGACUUGCAAAGGUGAUCCCACCCAAGGAGUGGAAGCCAAGAAAACAUUAUGACGACAUUGAUGAUUUAGUGAUUCCAGCUCCAAUUCAGCAGAUGGUCACUGGUCAAUCAGGCCUUUUCACUCAAUACAACAUUCAGAAAAAGCCAAUGACUGUGAAAGAGUUCAGGCAACUGGCCAACAGUGAUAAAUACUGCACUCCAAGAUAUAUAGAUUAUGAAGAUCUGGAGCGUAAAUACUGGAAGAAUUUAACCUUUGUGGCACCGAUCUAUGGAGCAGAUAUCAAUGGGAGCAUUUAUGAUGAAGAUAUUGACGAAUGGAAUAUUGCCCAUCUCAAUACAAUAUUGGAUGUUGUGGGUGAAGACUGUGGAAUUUCUAUUGAGGGUGUAAAUACCCCCUAUCUCUAUUUUGGCAUGUGGAAAACAACAUUUGCAUGGCACACUGAAGAUAUGGAUCUCUACAGUAUUAAUUAUCUCCACUUUGGAGAACCGAAGUCAUGGUAUGCGAUCCCUCCAGAACACGGAAAACGGCUUGAAAGACUAGCUCAAGGAUUCUUCCCAAGCAGUUCUCAAGGGUGUGAUGCUUUUCUCCGCCAUAAGAUGACGCUGAUUUCUCCCUCUAUAUUGAAAAAAUAUGGAAUUCCUUUUGACAAGAUCACACAGGAGGCAGGGGAAUUUAUGAUAACCUUCCCAUAUGGAUACCAUGCGGGAUUUAACCAUGGUUUCAACUGUGCAGAAUCAACUAACUUUGCCACAAUCAGAUGGAUUGAUUAUGGAAAAGUAGCUAAAUUGUGCACCUGCAGGAAAGACAUGGUAACAAUAUCAAUGGAUAUCUUUGUGAGGAAGUUUCAACCAGACAGAUAUCAACUGUGGAAACAAGGAAAGGAUUUAUACACCAUUGAUCACACGAAACCCACGCCUGAAACAACACCUGAGGUAAAGGCCUGGUUGCAGAGAAGAAGGAAAACAAAGAAACCUCCCAAAUGCUUCCAGCAUACCAGAUCUCGAUCUAAAAAGCUUAAAACUCCAGAGGACGAGAGAGAAUCAGCUAUGAUCGCUGGUGCAGAAAUCAUAGCCACUGAAGCAGCUACAGAUGGCUUCAAGGUCAAUGAAAAGCCAGAAGAAAAAGGGAAGCUGGUAAAUUCAGAAGUGCCUUCUGGGGAAGAGAAAAACUUUAGCAGAACACAGCUGGAUCAGCAUUUAUUGGAUAAUAUUGAGGUCUCAGGGAACAUCUGUUCAAACUCAUUUUUCAGCCCUACUCCUGUAGUGCAGAAAAUAAAAACAGAAGAUGAGGACAAGGAAGAUUCCAGUAUUGCUUCCUUUACACCUAAGGAUUCUACACUCCCCAUACCUACAUCUGUUAGUUGUAUAAAUGAAGAAGACGACUCUUUAAAAUCUCAGAAUCAGUCUGUGCAGGCUGAAUCAUGCCAAAAGUCACCUGGAUGUGCUUCCUUUGAAUCAGAGAGCCUGGAAAAAGAAGAAACGAAUAGUGUGUCCACAGAGGAUGAUGUCAGCGACCUAGAAAGCACUGAAAGUAGCGAAAGUGGCUUGGAACCUGGAGAAAUACCUGCUCUAGCAGAAAUUGAAAGAAAGAAAACAUGUAAGAGUUGGCGUCAUCCACUAAGUAAACCUCCGGCCAGAUCUCCUAUGACACUGGUUAAACAGCAGGCAGUAAGUGAUGAAGAACUGCUUGAGGCUCCCUUAAUCGAAGAGGAAGUGCAAGAAACAGAGUCAUGGGCCAAACCUCUUGUCCACCUUUGGCAGAAAAGAGCACAUGAUUUCAUUGCUGAAAAAGAAUAUAAUGCAGCUGCGGCCAAAAUGGAACCCCAUUGUGCCAUUUGCACUCUCCUUAUGCCCUACUACAAGCCAGACAACCAUAAUGAAGAAAAUUAUACUUGCUGGGAAACAAAAUCAGAUGAAACAUUUACGGCUGGUGAAAAGACUAAACCACUUAUUCCAGAGAUGUGUUUUAUUUAUAGCGAAGAAAACACUGAAAACUAUCCGUCAAAUGCCUUUAUUGAAGAGGAUGGAACAAGUCUUCUAAUAUCCUGUGCAAAGUGUUGUGUACAGGUUCAUGCAAGUUGUUAUGGUGUUCCUUCUCAUGAAAUCCAUGAUGGAUGGCUGUGUUCUCGAUGCAGAAAAGGAGCCUGGACAGCUGAAUGCUGUCUCUGCAAUUUGAGAGGUGGUGCACUCAAGCAAACUACUGACAAGAAGUGGGCACAUGUGAUGUGUGCAAUCGCAAUUCCAGAAGUCAGAUUUGGUAAUGUCACAGAGAGGACGCCAGUAGACACUAGGAGAAUACCUCUGCAGAGAUUAAAAUUGAAAUGUAUCUUCUGCAGACAGAGAAUGAAGAAAUUUUCUGGUGCCUGCAUACAGUGUUCUUAUGGGCGUUGUCCAGCUUCCUUCCAUGUUACCUGUGCCCAUGCUGCAGGGGUGCUGAUGGAGCCUGAUGAUUGGCCUUAUGUUGUCUACAUCACAUGUUUCAGACACAAGAUCAAUCAAAAUGUGAGAACCAAAGCAUGUGAGAAGGCCAUCACAGUGGGGCAGACUGUCAUCACAAAACACAGGAACACACGAUAUUAUAGUUGCAGUGUGAUAGGAGUGACAUCUCAAGUCUUCUAUGAAGUCAUGUUUGAUGAUGGCUCCUUCAGUCGGGACACUUUCCCUGAAGAUAUUGUAAGCAGAGACUGCCGGAAGCUGGGUCCACCUGCAGAGGGAGAGGUGGUCCAAGUGAAGUGGCCUGAUGGAAAACUGUACGGGGCAAAAUAUCUGGGAGCAAAUGUAGCUCACAUGUAUCAGGUUGAGUUUGAAGAUGGUUCUCAGAUAGCUAUGAAGAGGGAAGAGAUCUACACAUUAGAUGAAGAGCUGCCUAAACGAGUGAAAGCCCGUUUCUCGACAGCCUCCGACAUGAGAUUUGAAGACACAUUUUAUGGAGCAGAUAUUAUCCAGGGAGAAAAGAAGAGACAGAGGGUACUGAGUUCCCGGUUUAAGAAUGAAUACGUGGAUGACCCUGGGUACCGCACCUUUUUGAAAAGCUCGUUCCAGAAGAAAUGCCAGAAGGGACUAUAAAGGAAGCAACAAAGGAAUAAACCCACACACACUACAGGGAAGUAAACAGAUUAAAUUUUGGUGGAAAACAUACAGAAUACAUCAGUGCUUGGUUUGAAGAUUAUAUCCCUUCAUUACAUUAAAUCACUGUUGGCUAAAAUAAAUACUCUGAGUUUUUCAGUGAAUUUACCAGUAAAUAUUUAAAACAAUCUCCUACAGUUAUCCAUGUUAAUUUCAAAUUGCUCCAGAUUUGGUUUUUCUUGUUAAUGUAUUAAAGGCUAUGUAUUAAUUUUGCAUCAUGGAUUGGAGGAAACAGAUUAAGAGGCACUGCAAAAUGACAUGCCAAAGAAAACUUGGAAUACGAUCCCGCUUCCAUUUAAGUCAGUGGUAAAACUUCCAUCGUCUUCUGUGAGAGAAGUAUCCACUGCUAGGAAAACCUUAAUACAUGGCAUCCAAUAAAGAGGAUAAAAAUUCUCACCACAAUGUCUGCCCCAUCAUCCUGGAAAACCAUAAAGUUUUAAUAACAAGAUAGGCUCGUGUAUUUUCCACAGCCAGGGAAGGACAUUCAAUUUUUUGUUUUAAAAUAGGAGUUUUUAUAAAACAUUUUAAAAACAAAUGCAAGCGUGUGCAGUAUUAAAACCUAUAAAUGCUGUACUUGCGUACUUUGUACAGUGCUUUUACCUUUUUAUAUCACUACUGCUAUCAGUAGGGUUUGAUGAGGACUCAGUGUGACUUAGAUAUUUUUUGGCUUCCAAGGAAGAAAUCUUCAGAAUAGCAAGGGGGGCGGGGGGCGUGUAUAUUUAAAGAGGGAGAUUUUGGCAAUUAUUUUUAAAACAUGUUUUUCAUAAUACUUAUUAAAAUAGCUAUUUGUAAAAUAAAAAUUAUUUCAUUACGUGUUUGUAAAAUUAGAGUUUAAAUAUACAUGCUUAACAGGAUAGUUUUAAACUAAUAUAAUAUGGUCUUCCUUUUUAAAUAAUAGUUGGCAAAUGUAAUAGUGUUUAAAAAUAAAUGCCCUUUUGCUUACUAAUGUUUGUGUCUGCUGAUAUGAUUACCCAUCUAUACAUCUGUGUGAAUUAAACAAAUCACUGGCAAUAUGCAUGUAAAUUCAUGAACAGAGCAGACUGUACCUACACAAGACUCAGUACUGAUGUAAUAAUUGAUUAAACACUGUA
Messenger RNA from Gopherus flavomarginatus (Mexican gopher tortoise), 4494 nucleotides. It is a transcript of the gene KDM4C, whose product is annotated as lysine demethylase 4C. NCBI's taxonomy places the organism in Eukaryota, Metazoa, Chordata, Testudines, Testudinidae. Bases 146 to 3343 code for a protein of 1065 amino acids. The record is from RefSeq and is a predicted model, not a curated record. Gene Ontology annotation, cellular component: nucleus. Gene Ontology annotation, biological process: chromatin remodeling. The transcript has 22 exons. Gene Ontology annotation, molecular function: histone H3K9 demethylase activity; histone H3K36 demethylase activity.